GUCGGGGUCCCCGCGGCGCUCAGGCUCCCGACGCCAGGGGGCGCGCUCCCCUCCCCUUCCGUCCCCGGCCGCGGCCCCGCCCCCGCAGCGGUUGGGAUUUGAAAGUGCGGCGGGCUGCGGCCAGCGGUGUGGAGCCGUGGACCCCGGCAUGGCGAGCCCGGCCCCCGGCGCGCGGUGCCCGGUGCAAGAGCAGCGUGCCCGCUGGGAGCGCAAACGUGCCUGCACGGCCCGGGAGCUGCUGGAGACCGAGCGGCGCUACCAGGAGCAGCUGGGGCUGGUGGCCACGUACUUCGUGGCCAUACUGAGAGCCAAGGGCACCCUGCGACCUCCUGAGCGCCAGGCCCUGUUUGGCCCCUGGGAGCACAUUUACCAAGCCAGCCUAGAGCUGCUUCCCUACCUGGAAGAAGGGCACUGGGGUCCCGGCCUGGAGAGCUUCUGCCCCCACCUAGAGCUCUACACCCAGUUUGCUGCCAACGCAGAGAGGUCGCAGACCACCUUGCAGGAACAACUCAAGAAAAGCAAACGUUUCCGGAGGUUCGUGCGUCUUCAGGAAGGCCGCCCCGAAUUUGGGGGCCUUCAGCUCCAGGACCUGCUCCCUCUGCCUCUGCAAAGGCUCCAGCAGUAUGAAAAUCUUGUCGUUGCUUUGGCCGAAAACACAAGUCCCAACAGCCCUGACCACCAACAGCUCACGCGGGCGGCCAGGCUGAUGAGUGAGACAGUCCAGAGAGUCCAUGCCAUCGGGCAGACACACAAGAACGACCAGCACCUCCGACGUGUCCAGGCUCUGCUCUGUGGCCGCCGGGCCAAGGGACUGACCGCAGGUCGUUGGUUCCUCCGGCAGGGCUGGCUGUUGGUGGUGCCCCCUCGGGGAGAGCCUCGGCCCCGCAUGUUUUUCCUCUUCUCUGAUGUGCUCCUCAUGGCCAAACCUCGCCCCCCGUUGCACCUGCUGCAGAGUGGCACCUUCGCCUGCCGGGCGCUCUACCCCAUGGCCCAGUGUCAACUCCAAAGGGUCUUUGGCCACUCAGAGGGGCCCUGUGGAGGCUUACUCAGCCUGUCUUUUCCCCACGAGAAGCUGCUGCUCAUGUCCACGGACCGGGAGGAGAUGCAGCGCUGGCACCACAGCCUGACUCUAGCCAUCAGCAGCCAGAGGAACUAGAGGCGUUUAAUAAAUUCCGGAGUCCAGGCUACUCGGGAUAGGUCAGGGUCAGGAGCGCCAAGGAAACUUCAGUAUUAAAAUAAUAAGAACAGACCUCCUCAGAGUCUGAGAAAGGGUCGUUCUGUGUUUGCCUGGGACUGAGCCACUGAGGGACAUCUGGCCAACUCUUCUGGAUGAGGAACCAACGCAGACCCAACUGCACCAGCCCUGCAGCAGAGCUGAGUGUGUGACCAGAGUUCUCAAGGUUGCAGCUUUGCAAAUGGGGCUAUUUUUAUGUUAUGUUGUUGUUUUU
Molecule: messenger RNA, 1448 nt
Organism: Sorex fumeus (smoky shrew)
Lineage: Eukaryota; Metazoa; Chordata; Mammalia; Eulipotyphla; Soricidae
Gene: ARHGEF39
Product: Rho guanine nucleotide exchange factor 39
Exons: 9
Coding region: 149-1156 (335 amino acids)
Biological process (GO): positive regulation of cell migration
Cellular component (GO): plasma membrane
Molecular function (GO): guanyl-nucleotide exchange factor activity
Source: RefSeq, a predicted model, not a curated record